AAAGGUGUGAGACCUAUCGUUCUGAUAGAAGGGUACAUGACAGACACUUCAUACGUCGAAAUCCUUUGCAAUCAUGCUACACCCACCUUUUGCCAUGUUUCCGAAGAGGAAGGCAAGAAAUUUCUCGAAGAUCCGGAAUGGACAACUGAUUACAAGCCGUCAUCAAACAUAAGAAAAAAGCUUCAUUCCUACUUCCUCAUUGACGAUACGUUCUCCACCUGGUGCGAAUGGAGCCUAACAUCCUUCUUGGAAUCCGAGAAAAUGAGAGGAGCCUUGGCGGUUUGUAGCAAGAGGGCGUUGCAUCAGCAGUUUUCGGACUCUCUGAAUGCCAUUCUAGAGUCAGAUGCGCCAAGCGAGGUAAAAAAAAGAGUCAAGGAUCUCAAGAAAGAGAUGUAUUCGCCGGCUGUGCAACGGUUCUGGGAACAAAUUCAAGUCGAAGAGGAGCUUACAUUUGCCAAAACAAAAUACAAAGGCAAAAAAGCUCUCAUCAGCCUGAAAAAGGAUUUCGAAAAGGACGUGCUAAACGAUCUUGAAAAGAUAGUAGAGGAGGAGGUUACUAAAUCGCGAUCUGUGCUUGAACAACCUCUAAAAAGACCUGCCGCCGAUUUUGAUUAUGAUAGCUCCGAUCAUGCUGUGGACGGUCUCGAUGCCAUAAAGACGCCUGAUUCUUGUGAAAAAAAUCAGGCUGGGAAGAAGAGGAAGAUGGCAUACGAUUCUGACGACGUAUUUGAAGUUGCACUGUCCGACGACGCGCUGUCAACCGAAGAACCAAAUAAUGCCGCAGAACAUCUGUUAAUAAUAAAUGGGACAGAUAUUCAGUCGAAAAUGAAAUUGUGGCGCAAGACGUCAGCACACAUUCCCGAAAUACACAGGCAGGACUUGUUAAGAUACAACAUACUCGACACUAUUGACUCUUCAUCAACAGAAGCACGAACGCUCUUUCAAGAGUACUGGAAUGAAAUAGUCAGUAAGAUUGAAAUGAUAUUUCCAAAUGAAUUUAGAGAUGCAAGUAUGAAGGCACAAGCAGCGGAUCUAAAAGAAUAUGCAAAAGUUUGCCUACGGGGUGUGAACACACCUCAACGAUUGAAAGAGGCAAUCAAGCGAGCAAAGGAGGAAUGCCAGAGCAAAGUUGAGAGCGGACAAUGCAUUAAAUGGAAGAAUCUGACAUUGAAGCUCAUGAAAAUCUUGGGCGAAAAGACACUGAAGGCCUCUGCAAUUGAAGUUUUGAAGCAUUCAGGAGAAUCAAGGUCUUUGGCAUACAAAUCUAUGUAUGUCAAUGCCAUUUGCAAGGAUUUACUAUUUCAAGCUAGAAAUGGAUUUGAGUGUCCAGCCAUUUCUUUUACAUUAUUCAAAGCUUUACCAAAGUUCAUCUCAGAUUUAUGGGAAGUGCAAGAUGCCAUCCUUUCAAGCAUUGAGACCAUCACUGUUUAUAUGGCAAGUACUGCUGACUCAGAUGACAAUGACGAUCAGGUGGAUCCUGUGACAAAGUCACCAUCAAAAAAGCGAACUAGAAAGAAGUAA
Messenger RNA from Paraglomus brasilianum, 1521 nucleotides. The record is from the annotation of a GenBank genome assembly. NCBI's taxonomy places the organism in Eukaryota, Fungi, Glomeromycota, Glomeromycetes, Paraglomerales, Paraglomeraceae.